Messenger RNA from Apodemus sylvaticus (European woodmouse), 8076 nucleotides. RefSeq names its product zinc finger ZZ-type containing 3 (gene Zzz3). Gene Ontology annotation, molecular function: zinc ion binding. NCBI's taxonomy places the organism in Eukaryota, Metazoa, Chordata, Mammalia, Rodentia, Muridae. Bases 411 to 3158 code for a protein of 915 amino acids. The record is from RefSeq and is a predicted model, not a curated record. The transcript is spliced from 15 exons.
GGACGAAGCACACUUUCAAAGUUCCGAAGUAGUGAUUAUCUCCCCUCGCCGCCAUGUUGGUUCCAGAGCACGCCUGCGAGAUGCCAGUGGAUAACAAGUUGUGCUAGUGCAGCUGUAUAAAUAAUUCCUGAAGUCUCAGUGUAACAUGGAUGUAACAUUAACAGUGAUGAUGACAUAUAAAUACAGAUGCUUGGAAAUUUAAGUACUAGGCGGAACACUUGAGAAGAGAGGUGUUUAAGAGGUUCUAGUAUUCUCCGAGGCUGAAGCUGAGAGUCUGAAAGCCCGAAGCCGAAACUCAAUUGUAGAUCAUAGCUCCAUCUCCUUCAGGAUAUAAAGAAAAGAAAUAAUAUUUCCACAAUGAUAGAUCUUUGGUUGUACAGGUUUCCCAAUGAGUGGAUCAUGAUGACCGUAUGGUAGGGACUUGCCAUAGUAUGGCUGCUUCCCGAUCUACUCGUGUUACAAGAUCAACAGUGGGGUUAAACGGCUUGGAUGAAUCUUUUUGUGGUAGAACUUUAAGGAAUCGUAGCAUUGCUCACCCAGAAGAAAUCUCUUCUCAUUCUCAAGUACGAUCAAGAUCACCAAAGAAGAGACCAGAGCCUGUGCCAAUUCAGAAAGGAAAUAAUAACGGAAGAACUUCUGAUGUAAAACAGCAGAGUGCUCGAGAAUCGUGGGUAAGCCCUAGGAAAAGAAGACUUUCUUCUUCGGAAAAGGAUGACCUAGAAAGACAGGCCCUAGAGAGUUGUGAGAGAAGGCAGACAGAGCCAGCACUGCCAGUCUUAAAGAACAUUAAACGCUGUCUUAGAGCCGAAGCCACAAACAGUUCAGAAGAAGAUUCACCUGUAAAAUCAGACAAGGAGCCAGUAGAACACAGGAGGACAGUAGUGGACCAUGAUGCAGACUUUCAAGGGGCUAAACGAGCUUGUCGAUGUCUUAUAUUGGAUGAUUGUGAGAAAAGGGAAGUUAAAAAGGUGAAUGUCAGUGAGGAAGGGCCACUUAAUGCUGCAGUAGUAGAAGAAAUCACAGGCUAUUUGACUGUCAAUGGUGUUGAUGACAGUGACUCAGCUGUUAUAAACUGUGAUGACUGUCAGCCUGACGGGAACACUAAACAAAAUAACCCUGGUUCCUGUGUGCUACAGGAAGAAUCAGUAGUUGGAGAUGGGGAUUCGGAAACCCAGACUUCAGUGUUCUGUGGGAGUAGGAAGGAAGACAGUUGUAUAGACCAUUUCGUGCCUUGCACAAAGUCAGAUGUGCAGGUCAAGUUGGAGGACCACAAACUAGUAACUGCCUGCCAGCCUGUGGAACGACGUAAUCAGUUGACUGCUGAGUCAGCUUCAGGCCUUGUUUCUGAAAUUCAGUCAUCCUUAAGAGAUUCUGAGGAAGAAGUAGAUGUGGUGGGAGAUAGCAGUGCCUCCAAAGAGCAGUGUAAUGAGAACAGCAGUAACCCUCUGGACGCGGGUUCUGAAUGCAUGCCAGUCUCUGGAGAGCCAGAACUAUCCUCUAUCCUAGACUGUGUUUCAGCUCAGAUGACAUCUUUAUCAGAACCUCAAGAACAUCGAUACACCCUGAGAACCUCACCUCGAAGGGCGGCCCUGACCAGAGGUAGUCCCACUAAAAACACAUCUCCUUACAGAGAAAAUGGACAAUUUGAGGAGAAUAAUCUCAGUCCCAAUGAAACAAACACAACUGUUAGUGAUAAUGUAAGUGAGUCUCCCAGAAAUCCUGUCGAAAUUUCUCAAGAUGCAAAGGUUCUAUGUUGUGACUCUGAAAACUAUGGAAGUGAAGUACUAAGUAAGCCACCCUCAGAAGCCAGAAUGAAUAUUGGACAUUUGCCAUCUGCCAAAGAGAGUGCCAGUCAGCACACUGCGGAAGAGGAAGAGGAUGACCCUGAUGUUUAUUACUUUGAAUCAGAUCAUGUGGCACUGAAACACAACAAAGACUAUCAGAGACUGCUACAGACCAUUGCUGUACUUGAGGCUCAGCGAUCUCAAGCAGUGCAAGACCUGGAGAGUUUAGGCAAACACCAGAGAGAAGCUCUAAAAAAUCCUAUUGGAUUUGUGGAGAAACUUCAGAAGAAGACUGAUAUAGGGCUUCCAUACCCACAGAGAGUUGUUCAGUUACCUGAAAUCAUGUGGGACCAGUAUACCAAUAGUCUUGGGAACUUUGAAAGAGAAUUUAAACAUCGCAAAAGACAUACUAGGAGAGUUAAGUUAGUUUUUGAUAAAGUGGGGUUGCCUGCUAGACCAAAAAGUCCUUUAGAUCCUAAGAAGGAUGGAGAGUCUGUUUCAUACUCUAUGUUGCCUUUGAGUGAUGGUCCGGAAGGCUCCCAUAGUCGUCCUCAGCCUUUUUAUAUGCAGAUGAUAAGAGGUCGUCUGUGUGAUGACAGCAAACCUGAGACCUUCAACCAGCUGUGGACCGUCGAAGAGCAGAAAAAACUCGAACAGCUACUCCUGAAAUAUCCUCCUGAAGAAGUAGAAUCUCGGCGGUGGCAGAAGAUUGCUGAUGAACUGGGCAACCGGACAGCCAAACAGGUUGCCAGUCGUGUACAGAAGUAUUUCAUAAAGCUAACUAAAGCCGGCAUACCAGUUCCAGGCAGAACACCUAACUUAUAUAUAUACUCCAGAAAGUCCUCAACAAGCAGGCGACAGCACCCCCUUAAUAAGCACCUCUUUAAACCUUCUACUUUUAUGACUUCACAUGAGCCACCAGUGUACAUGGAUGAAGAUGAUGACCGGUCCUGUCUCCAUAGCCACAUGAGCACUGCUGUUGAGGAAGCCUCAGAUGAAGAAAGCAUUCCUAUCAUAUAUAGGAAUUUACCUGAAUAUAAAGAACUAUUACAGUUUAAAAAGUUAAAAAAGCAGAAACUUCAACAAAUGCAAGCAGAAAGUGGGUUUGUGCAACAUGUUGGCUUUAAGUGUGAUAACUGUGGUGUAGAACCUAUCCAAGGUGUCCGGUGGCACUGCCAGGAUUGUCCUCCAGAAAUGUCUUUGGAUUUCUGUGACUCUUGUUCAGACUGCCCACAUGAAACAGAUAUUCACAAGGAAGACCACCAGUUAGAACCUGUUUAUAAGUCGGAGACGUUCUUAGACAGAGACUACUGUGUGUCCCAGGGCACCAGUUAUAGUUAUCUGGACCCCAACUACUUCCCAGCCAACAGAUGACAUGGGGGAGUGUCAGCACUAGUCCUCGUUAACACAGCGGUGGCAUCACUGUGGAUGGUGUGCACGGUGUAGACACUCGCAGCAUGAGCGCUCCCCGAGUGUUCUCGUCCAGUACAGCUCUGCACUGUGUGGCUGCAGACCAGCAGCUGAACAUUCCUGGUGAGCCGAGAGAGUUUUCCCAGUGAAAUUUUCACCACUAACUUACAGCCUUGUAGGCGGUGAUGUUAAAUGGGUGAGGUGGAAACAAGGGCACGUAUUAAUGCCAGAGUCAAUUCCAAAGGUUUUAAAGACCUCGGUCAUAAAUAUGAUAAUGAAAGACAAAGUAUUUAUAUUAAAUCAGUUCAGUAGCUUUCAGUUUUGUGAAGAUAGUUUUCAGCACAGAAGCAGACUUAGAGACGAAGUUUUAACAGUGAUGGUGUUUGCUUCUAGGAUGUGUGCUCUAAAGAACUCACUGUCUGGUGGUCACUGACGGCCUGUAGUAGACUGGAGCUGCUUAACGGUUUGAUACCUAACUUUAAUCACGAUGAACUGUCCUUACCAAGAGCAAAGCGAGACAUAGCUGUGGCUUUGCCUCUGUCACCAGCUCAUGGGGUGUGAUGUCAUGAAGUUGUCAUGCAGAUAAUUUUCAAUGUCGUGUUAUAUGAGAUGAUCAUGUGAUGUGUACAGACUAUGUGGAGGAGUGCCAGUGGUAGUAACAGUAAAGUCUGACUCACACCAUUAAUCCCUUUAAAGUGCACAGCCUCCUGCCUCUGUGUGGAGUUGUCAGGACAGCUCGUCAAAGAAAACUGCCUAAUAUAAAAGUCAUAUAUAUGGUGAUAAUUCUUCCCUCUUUUGUAGUCUGCACAAGAUCCAUAAAAGAUUGUAUUUUUAUUACUAUUUAACGAGUGAUUAAAUGUAGUCUGCACAGUGAGUAAGAGUUCACAAUUCUUUUAUACUGCUGGAUUUUGUUGUGCAUCAUUUAAAACAUUUUGUAUGUUUCUUAUCUGUGUAUACAGUAUGUUCUUGAAUAAUGUUCAUUUGUCAGGAGAACUGUGAGAAAUAAACUAUGUGGAUAUGUUUGUUUAUAUUAUAGAAAGCUUGUUGUGGAUUCCUUUGGGUCAGAUUUCGAUUUCUCUUUUCAACAAGUGAUAAAAGUAGAAUUUAUAAUUUAAAAGUCUGUUUUUCAUUUGUAUUCACUCUCUGUUCUUUAUAAAGGGUGAAGAUGUAUUGUGUUAGUGUUCUCAUGUAGUGUGCUGAAUUGCACAGUAGGGUGCUGACUAAUGUCCAGAUGUGAAACCUAAAUAUAAGUCAAAAUUUUAUUCUAGUAGUUUUUUUUUCUUAAUAAAAUUAAGUACCUAUGUGUUGAAACAGGUGGUUUCCAAAAAUUAUCAAAAAAAGAAAAGAUAGUAUAUAUUCUGUGGUAGAUGGAGUAUUAAUACUAGUCUAGUUUUUAACAUUAGUUUUUCCUGUUUUUAAGUUCAGGGAAUAUUAUUUACUAAUUCUUUUCAAUACUCAACAAGGUAUUAAGAUCUACCCUGAAUUUUUUAAUUAAGAAAAAUAUAGAAUUUUAAAUACAGAAAUGAAAUUUAAAUAAUAUAUUGAUUAUAUAUCACUGGUCAUAUUGAUACAAUCUAUUGUAUUCAGAAAAGAUGACAAGUUUUUAUCUCUGAGUUAUUAGUGAAGGAGAGGCAGUUGAACCAUCGAUGUAUCUCUAUACUAAAUGCUCAGUGCACAUGCUGAAGGGCUUCUUUCCAUCUGCAGUAUGCAGGGCAGUUGUACUUGUCUGUAUAGAAAUAGCACCAGAGAGUUGUUCAGACCCAUCCAGAAAUCCAUGGAGGUGAACUACAGCGUGGAGGGGUAUGGGCGGGACAGUUUAACAUCCACGAGAGCAGACAAACCUGUUGGAAUGCAUUUUAAGACUGGGGUAGUAAUGUGGGAUUUUCCUGUUUGAACAUGUAAUAGAAUUAUUUGGACUUUUUCAGCUGUAAGCACACUGUCUCUGUGGCUUGCUGGGAAUAAUUCCUAGUGUUUUAUUUGAGGAUUGCAGACGUAGACAGGUUGUUCUUUGCAAGUAGACCCUUCAUCUCUCUUCCAAGGAAUUCUGGCUGCUGUCAGACUUGAGAAGUGGUGUCUUUAAGUCUCUUAGUAGGUCAGAUUUAUGGUAUAUGAUGUUCAAGUUGUUUGCUAUAAUUGGAGGAACAUUUAAUAACACCGGAAGCGAGUGCUCUGAGGUUAGGGAGAGGAGUUUCCUUUAAUGUGUUGCACAGAUAGCAAAUGCCGAUUUAGCACCUCCUGUGCACAAAGCAUGCUUGUGGCAAUGCAUUGGACUCUCAGCCCAAUGAAGCAGGCUCAUUUAUUCCCCUGCCUUCAUGGGAGAGCUAUCCAGAAAAUAGUCAAAUGACUCACCCAGGGUCAUAUUGGUAGGGAGGUGGUAAGACUUUGUCUUUAACCAAGAUGGAUCUCUUUGUCACGCUUGGUUUCCCAAGCAAGAACACCUCCAUUGUCAGGUUUUUCAUGCCUUUUUUCUCGUGGAGUGCUGGAGUACGAACCUGAGCACAUGUCCAUGUUUGUAACACAAGAGAGAGGGGCUCGCGUGUGGCUGGGAAAGUGCCAGUUUGUCCCACCGUUGUGACUCCUGUGAGCACACACCCCUCUCCAUGGCCUCUCACCCAGUCCCAUGGUAUUCCUGGACUCUUCUCCCCCCUUUCAGUUACAUUAAAUCACAGAACAUGGUUACUGAGGUGCUAGGAAUGGAUUUUAGAGGCUGACAGAAAAUGGCACACAACUGUAAUAGAUAAUUUCCCUUAAACAGCUCUGUGAGAUACGCUGUAUAAGCCUUCUUACUCUGGAUAGCUAGGUUUAAAACCUACUGGUCUGGGUGCACUGGAGGGAACUGGGAGUUUCCAGUACGUUACCCAAGAGCAAAGGUUACUGCUAUUCAUGUGAUCUCAGAAAAACAAAGCCCACUUCUAGGGUUUAUGUACCUGUUAAAUGGGUUGAUUUCUGAGAAUCGGGUCAUGUUAUGCUUCAUGAGAACAGUUGAUGUCUGUAUCUCGACUGACUUUUUAACAGAUUCUCUAUAAAUAUUUGUUGGUUAUAUGACCCAAUAUUUUGAUAAGUUAUACUUUGUUCUUUAGAGAGUACUGGGGUCCAGUGCAGGUGCUAGUGACUCUUUAAAAGCCUGUCACGUGUGGUCCCUUGACAUGCCCUGGAGGACAGCCUUUGUACCCUGCCUUACAUGGAGGAUGUGGUUAGCCAAUCAGAUCAUGUAUUGUGGGUGUGACUCUGUCAUGUUUGCUGUGACAUUUUGGGUCUUAUUUCCAGUUGGGGAAGUUAAGUACCCUUGACUGAGUUCUAGGAACUAGUAACUGGAGCCUUUCUAAUCAUAUCUGGGAAAAGUGAGGCAGUGGGAAAGAAAACAGAAGUGGCAGAUGUGUGUGUGUGUGGGGGGGGGGGGUCCUGCAAGAGAAAAGCCAGGCCUUGUGGAGCUUGUAGACAACAGGAGACAAUGAUGUGCAAAUAAAUGUAAGGAAAGAAAAUGAUAUUUGAAGAAAGUAAUGCUGGAGUAUGAGGAACCCUGUCCCUUUAGUCUGAAUGGCUGAGCAGCCCUCACGGCCGUUCUGGGAAGUGGCGUGUGGAUCAGUUUUCGGAAGGAGGCAUGAGCCCUGGCGCCACUGGAAGGCCCUGGAGCCGGGGACUAGCUGGCUUUCCCCGGGCAGCUUGGAAGACAGGCAGUGUGUGUGGCUUGGACCAAAUGAAGGGGGUCAGGGAGGCACAGCCUUGUUUAGGUUCAGCCUUGAACACGGGAGUUUACACUUGUGUUCUGAAGUUGUCUGCACACACAACCUUCUGCUCGGCAGAAACUACUACAGUCUAUUCAUAUUUUUAAAUCCUGUGACCUUAUGUGACUUGGAGCAAUUCACACGGGCAAUGUGUGUCUUAGCUGUUCUGUGGAGAACCAACUUGCAUUCCAGGUACUGAUUUCUGUUGAAGGUUUCUAGGCUGCUUGUCUGCUGCCUCAUUGCCUCCAGCUGUGGGUGCAGAGCUGUGGGUGUAGGUGUGCCAGUGUGUGUUGUGUGUCCCAGGGCUGUGGUGCAGGUGUGCCAGCAUGUGUUGUGUGUGCAGAGCUGUGGGUGCAGGUGUGCCAGCGUGUGUUGUUUGUGCAGAGCUGUGGUGCAGGUGUGCCAGAGUGUGUCGUGUAUCCCAGGGCUGUGGUGUAGGUGUGCCAGUGUGUGUUGUGUGCCCAAGACUGUGGUGUAUGUGUGCCAGUGUGUGUUGUGUGUCCAGGGCUGUGGUGCAGGUGUGCCAGUGUGUGUUGUGUGUCCCAGGGCUGUGGUGCAGGUGUGCCAGUGUGUGUUGUGUGUCCCAGGUCUAUAGUGCAGGUGUGCCAGUGUGUGUUGUGUGUCCCAGGUCUAUAGUGCAGGUGUGCCAGUGUGUGUUGUGUGUCCAGGGCUGUGGUGCAGGUGUGCCAGUGUGUGUUGUGUGUCCAGGGCUGUGGUGCAGGUGUGCCAGUGUGUGUUGUGUGUUAGGUUGUCAUCCUCUAGUGGCUCUUUUCAUUCUGGCUCUAACGUUUGUGCUCCCUGUCAGUGACUCUUAGGCUAGUGUAAGCAUGUCCCAGCUGUGUGAGUUCAGGAGCAUGACGCACCCCUUCUGGUAAUAGAGGCCUAAUUGUAACCAAAGAACUUAGUUUCUUGUCUAACACACACUAACAUUUCUGUUUAGGAAACAAUGCUAGGGAAAAAAAUAUGAAAAUGACCAUGUAUCAUGAAUACAUUAACAAUUUCUCUGUAAUAGCUCAAAUCUGAUCUGUGGCCAAAGCUUAAAUCACAUAAGUGGAUCCUAAGUUUAACCUAUUUACUGUGUUUGCUUCUGUUUGGAAUGAAAGCUUUCAAAUGCUUUCCAGAAUGAUGUGAGUUACAAAUAAAUAGAGAAAGAAUCA